Messenger RNA from Thecamonas trahens ATCC 50062, 18838 nucleotides. RefSeq names its product ankyrin. The record is from RefSeq and is a predicted model, not a curated record. Lineage: Eukaryota; Apusomonadida; Apusomonadidae. The transcript has 5 exons. Bases 1 to 18774 code for a protein of 6257 amino acids. Gene Ontology annotation, molecular function: protein binding.
AUGCUUUACCGGUCAACGUCCGACAAGCAGCUGAAGCUCUUUAUGAAACUACUGAACCAGGGUUCCUCCCCCUCGACGCCUGACGCCUUUGGCAACACCCCUCUCCACUGGGCUGCCUUCUCAGGUCACACUUCGACUGUUAAGGCGCUCCUAACUGCAGGCGCAUCUCCCAACGCCACCAACGCCAAGGACUGGACGCCGCUCCACUGCGCGUGUAUCAACGACCACACCUCUGUCGCUGAUCUCCUCAUUUCCGCAGGCGCCAACACCGACGCCAUCAACGCUCAGGGCUUCACACCGCUUGCCCUCACCUCAGCGCCCCCGCACAUUGACGCUGAUCCCGGCAUGUCCCAUACUGCCGUAGACCCGGGCUUUACUGCCCGACUCUCGGCGCUCGAGACCGACAUUUCCGAGCUCAACGCUCGUCGGCUCGCGUCGACCAAGUCGCUUACCAACGCGCUGCUCUCGGCCUCGGCCCCUCCGGCCGACCUUGCUUCGGCACAGAUUGCGCUCUCCAAGCUCGAGGCCGAGCUGUACUCCAAGAUGCAGACCGCCAAGGAGGAGCUGCUCGCCCGCGACCGCGACCGCGAGGCCGAAAAAUGGCACUUCCAGAAGGAGCUCGAAGACGCAUACCACUCCAAGGUCCAAGCGCUCUCGGCCCGCGAGGCGGAGCUUGAGCAAGCCAAAGUCAACUUUGAGUACGAGCUCCGCAGGGAGUACGAGGCCGCCUUUGCCGCAUCGGUCGAGGGCGAGACCUCGUCGCUCAUCGCUGCCCAGGAGCGGUUCCUGGCUGACAAAGAAGCCGAGGCUAACGCCCGCGAGUCGGCCCUCCAAGCCAAGCUUGCCUCGAUCAUGGACGAGCUGCAGGCUCGCGAGCGCCAGCGUGAGCUGGAGCUCGCCCAGUACCGCUCCUCGCUCCAGGGCCAGCUCGACAGCAAGCUCCGCGACCUCCGCUCCAAGGAGGCCGAGCUAGAGAACGCCAAGGUCCAGUUUGAGUCUGAGCUCCGCGAGGCCUACGAGGCCGAGUAUGCUGCUCGCAUUCUCGCCUACACCCAGGACUCGGCCAAGUCGCAAGAGGCGUACCUCGCCGAGCGCGAGGCUCGCUUUGCCAAGCAGCGCGAGGAGCUUCUUGCCUCGGUCAAGCGUCUUGAGGACGAUCUCAUCGCCCGCGACCGCGCUCGUGAGGCCGAGGUCGCCACCCUCCUCGCCGCCCAGCAGCGCGAGCUGGACGCCCGCGAGUCAGCACUCCGCUCUCGUAUGGCUCGCAUGGACGCCCAGGCUGCCCAACUCGAGUCGCAGCUCCGCGCCACCAUCGAGGCAGAAAUGGCCGACAAGGUUCGCGCUGCCAUGCAGGGCUCGCUCCAGGCCAAGGACGAGUUCAUUCGCGAGUCGCAGGCCCAAGCUCUCCGCCGCGAGCAGGACCUCGCCGCUCAGCUCUCGCAGCUCCGUGCCGAGGCUGAUGCCGCAGAGCAGGACCGCCUUCGUGCCUACUUUGACGCCAAGGCAUCACUCGAGGCCGAGUACGCUGCCAAGGCCGACGCGCUCCGCGAGGCCCAGGCCCAGCUUGUUGCCCGCCAGGCCGCGCUUGAUGACGCCACCCGUGCCAAGGUCCACGCCGCCAAGGACGCGGCGGCCGACGAGGUCAACACGGCCCGCGCCGCCCUCGCCGCCGAACGCGCCGCCCUCGACGAAGCCGUCGCCUCGUUCAACGAGCGUCUCCGCUCCGAGUCGUUUGCCCGCGAGCAGGCAUACCUUGCCAAGGAGAAGGAUCUUCUCUCGCGCGUUCACGCCCUCGAGGCCUCGCUCCAGGACGAGUUCCUGGCCCGCGACCACCAGCGCGACGUUGAGCUCAACGCCGCCAAGCGCGAGCUGGAGGAGGCCGCCCGCAACAAGGCCCAGGAGCUGAAGAAGCUCGAGCUUGCCCUUCAAGAGGACAAGCUCAACUUUGAGCGCGCGCUCAAGGCACAGUACCGCGAGGAGCUCGACAACGAUAUCCAGCUGCUCGAGUCCAAGAAGGCACAGCUCGACGCGUUCCACAAGGACCAGCAUGACCGCCUCCUCGCUUCGCUCGCUCGUAAGGAGGACUACCUCCGCACCCGCCAGGCUGCCGUUGACCGCAAGGAGCAGGACCUUGCCGCUCGCGCUGCUGCCAUCGAGCAGGAGGCUGCCGCCCGCGACGAUGCCCGUGAGCAGGAAAAGGCUUCGUUCAAGUCUGAGCUCGACGCUGCCUACCAGCGCAAGGUUGCGGCUCUCCGCCAGCUCGAGUCGGAUCUCCGUGCCGAAAAGGUCAAGUACGAGAAGCAGCUUCACGACCAGUACGAGCAGGAGCUCGCUGUUGACGCAGCCUUCCUCAACUCGAAGCGCGCCGAGCUCGAGGACUACGAGAAGGAGCAGCAGGCUCGGUUCGAGCGCGUCCUCGCUCAGCACAAGGAAACGCUCGCCGCGCGCGAGGCCGCGUUCCGUGAGCGCGAGGCUGCGCUCCGCCACGAGGUGGCCGACGCCAAGGACGAGCUCGAGUCGCAGUUUAACGCUCGCGAGGCCGCCCGCAAUGCUGAGGUGAACGACCUCAAGGCCCGCCUCGAACGCCAGCUCCAGGCCCGCCUCCAGGCCCUCAACGACUCGGAGGCCCAGCUCCGCGCUGAGCGCUCCCGCUAUGAGGCUCAAAUCGAGGAGCGUCUCCAGCAGGAGCUUGAGCUUGAGCGCGCCAACCUGGCGUCCAAGGCCUCGGAGCUCUCAACGUACGAAAACGACCUCCAGUCGCGGUUCCAGACACUCAUUGCCGGUCACAAGAAGCAGCUCGCCGACCGCGAGCACUUCUUCCGCAUGCGCGAGACCCAGCUGCUCGACCAGCUCGCCGCCGCACAGUCCGAGUCCUCCACCCGCGACCAUACCCGUGAGCAAGAAAUGGCCAACUAUCGCGCUCAAGUCGACAAGUCGUACCAGCGUCGCUACGAGGCGCUCCAGGCCGAGAAGGCUCGCAUGGCCGAUGACCGUGCCCGCUACCAGGCUGAGCUGCGCGCCCAAUUUGAGGCCGACCUCGCCCUCGAGCGCGCCGCCUUUGAUUCGCGCAAGGACGAGCUCACCGAGCACGAGAAGACCCAGCAGGAGCUCAACGCCAAGCUCAUGGCCCAGGCCAAGGCCCAGGUUGCUGACCGCAUGGCCGCCCUCGACGCCCGCGAGAAGGAGCUCGCCAAGCAGAUGCGCGAGUUCCAGAACCAGCUGCUCGAAGAGGCUGCCUCGCGCGAUGCCGCCCGCGACGAGGAAAAGUCUGCCUACAAGGCCGAGCUCGACGCGACCUACCAGCGCAAGCUCGCUUCGCUUCAGCGGCUGGAAGCCUCGCUCCGCGACGAAAAGGCAGGCUACGAAGCCUCGCUCCGCGACCAGUACGCCCAGGAGCUCCAGCUUGACGUUGCCUUCCUCCAAGAGAAAAAGUCCGAGCUUGAGGACUACGAGGCCCAGCUCCGCGAGGCCAACCGCAACGCGCUUGACGCGCUCAAGGCCCAGCUCCACGACCGUGAGCGCGCACUCGCUCGCAAGGAGAAGGAGGCCGACGAGCGUCUUCGCAUCGCUAUGCUCGAGAUGGACGAGCGGAUCGCCGCUCUCGAGGCUGACAAGCGCGAGUACAAGGCCACUUGCGAUGCCAACUACCGCUCCCGCGCCGCUGCCCUCGACCGCCGUGAGCGCGAGCUACAGGACGAGCGCGAGGCGUUCGAGGCCAAGGCCCGCGCCGCUCUCGACCGCUCGCUGGCCUCCAAGUCCGAGGCCGUUGCCAAGCAGCGCGACGAGCUCUCGGCUUACGAGCGCGCCCUUCGCGAUGACGUCGCUGAGACCCGCGCCAAGCAUGAGGCUUACAUUCUCGAGCGCGAGGCUGCUCUUGCUUCGCGCGAGCGCGACCUGAUGGAGCAGGUUCAUGCCGCCCAAGCCCAGCUCAUCGACCGCGACCGGGCGCGCGAGCUCGAGUACCAGAACUACAAGUCAGAGCUCAACCUGGCGUACCAGAAGAAGCUCGAGGCGCUUCAGGCCGCACAAGCAUCAAUGGCUCAGGACCGCCUCGCCUACGAGGCGUCGCUCCGUGAGCAGUACCAGGCUGAACUCGCUGCCGACUCGGCUUUCCUCGCCUCCAAGAAGGAUGAGCUCUCCGACUACGAGCGGGAGAUGCAGGCCAAGUUCCUUGCCGCCGCCGCCGAGCACAAGGCCGCCAUGGACGCUCGUGAGCGCGAGUACAUGGCACGCGAGCGUGCACUCACCGCCCAGCUUCAGGAUGUCGAGGCGCAGUAUGCUGCCCGCGAGCGCGAGCGUGAGGCUCAGCUCGCCGACUACCGCGCCGCCCUCGACAACUCCUACCAGACCCGCCUCGAACAGCUGCAGUCGCUUCAGGCACGGUUCGUUCAGGACAAGAAGGAGUACGAGGCUCAGAUCCGUGCCCAGUAUGCGGCCGAGUUUGAGCUCGACGCCAAGGCGCUUGAGGAGCGCGCGGCUACCCUCGAUGAGCUCGAGGCCCAGCAGACCGCACGCUUUAAGGCCCUGCUUGAGUCGCACAAGUCGGCAGUUGCUAAGGAGACCUCGGUGCGGCUCCGCGAAAACGCCGAUGACCUCGCCAAGAUUGCGUCGUCGGACGCCAGUGUCCUUGCCGACAUGGCCGCUGAGCGCACUGCGUACGAAUCGCAGAUGAACGAGUUCCUUGAGGGCCUCCGUCGGCAGCUUCUUGCUGUGGAGGAGGCCCGCCGUCAGUCGUCGCUCCAAGUCGCCUCGCUCCGUGCCCAGCUGCUUGAGGCCCAGGCGGCCGCCGCCGACACCGCCCGCUCGCUUGUCGACGAGUGGUCGGCUCGCGUCUCGGCAUGCCAGGACACUGCUAACGCCGAGGUAACUGCUCGCGAUGCCGAGAUUGUCAGCCUCCGCUCGCAGCUCGCUGCCAAGGACCGCGAGGCGUCGUCGGCACUCGCCCGCGCUCGCGUCGAGCUCGAGGCCUCGCUCCGCGAAAAGUACGAGGCCCGUUCCAAGGACCUCGAGGCCCAGCUUCGCGCGCUUCAAGAUGAGUCGAUCAAGCGCGCCGCCGCUGCCCUCGACGAUCGCGAGGUCACCCUCGACCAGAAGGAACGUGACGUCAUCACUGGCAUGGCGCUCACCCGCGACAGGCUCGAGACUCAGCUCGAGGCCAAGCGCAGAGCCAUGGAGGCAGAUCUCCUUGCCAAACACGAGGAGCUCAACGCCACGUACCUGCAGAAGGAGGCUGACCUCCAGGCCGAGCUCCUCUCGGCCAAGCUCGAGCUCGAAUCGAAGGUGGCCAAGAAGAUGGAGGAGCUUCGCGCCAAGGCUGCCGCCCUCGACCGCGAGAAGGACGAGUUUAAGUCGCACCUGCUCGCCCAGUACGAGUCGGUCCAAGAGUCCGACGCCAAAAAGCUCGAGGCCCACAAGCGCGAGCUCGCCUCGUACGAGGCCGAUCUCAACGCGCGCUUCACCGCCAUGGUUGAUCAGCACAACGCUCACCUUGAGUCUGAGCUUGCCAACCGCGCCGUCGAGACCCGCAUUGCACUCCAAGAGCAGGCCUCGGCCGACAUCCAGGCCAAGGACCGAUUCCUCUUCCAGCAGGAGGAGUACAAGAUGGAGAUGGAGGCGUUCCUCAAGCGCAUGCAUGAGCACAUCGAGGCCAUGGAGGCCAAGCACGCGUCGCUUGCUGCGGAGAACUCGCUGCUCCGCACUCAGGCACUCGAGGCUGCGGCUGCCGCCGCCCGCAAGGAGGACGAAGCCGCUACCUCGCAUGCCGCUCAGCUGUCGGAGCUCCGUUCGCAGCUCACCGCUCAGAUCUCUGAGCGCGACCGCGCCAUCAUCGACCUCCAGGGCCAGCUCGCCGCCUGGGAGCGCGAGUACCAAGUCUGGCUCGAGCGCGCCCAGGGCGAGAUCGAAGCCGGCGUCCUCUCCAAGUACGACGCACUCAACAAGGAGCUCUCGACCCAGCUCAAGUCCGAGGCCGAAAAGUCUCGGGCACUGCAGGCCUCGAUUCUCAAGGAGCGCGAGGACUCACUCGCCGCCCGCGAGACCGAAAUGCUCGAGCGGCUCCAGGCUGCCCGCGAGGCGCAGGAGCGCGAGCUCGCUGGUAAGCGCGAGGAACUUAUGGCCGAGUUCAUUCGCUCGCGCGACGAGCUCAUGGCAUCCAACGCCGAGGCUGAGCGCGCCCGCGAGGACGACCUCACUCGCUAUAAGGAGACGCUGGAGACCAAGUACCAGACCCGGAUGCGCGAACUUCGCGAGCUUGAGGAGCGCGUUCGUGCCGAGAAGGAUGCGUUUGAGGCCUCGCUCCGCUCGCAGUACGAGGCCAUUUCACAGGAAGAGCUUGACCGCGCCCGCGAGCGGCAAGACAAGCUCGCCGACUAUGAGAAGCAACUGCAUGAUAAGUUCAAGUCGAUGGUCGACCACUUCCGGUCGCAGUCCUCCGACGAGGCGUACGCUCGGACCCAGGCAGCCCGUGCUCAGCUCGAGGAGCACGCUGCUGCCGAAAUGGCCCAACAAGACGCGCUUCUCCGCGAGCAGGAAGCUUACAAGCAGGAGAUGGAGUCUUUCCUCGCGCACCUUCACCUGCAGACCAAGGAGAUGUCUGAGACAAACAAGACGCUCCGCAAGGAAAUUGCCAUGCUCCGGACUCGGCUGCUCGAGUCGGAUGCUGUGCAGACCCGCCGUGAGGAGGAGCUCCGCUCCGCUGCCGAGAACACCCUCUCGUCGCUCCGCAUGGAGUCGAACAAGGAGCUUGCCGCUCGUGAUCGGACCAUUUUGGAGCUCAAGGAGCAGGUUGCGCUGUGGGAGCGCGAGUACGCGCUGCUCGUCGAGCGGGCCAAGGCCGAGCUCGAGGUCGAGAUGAUGGACCGGUUCCAGGCCAUGAACAAGGAGCUCGGCGAGAAGCUGCAUGCUGAAGUCGACGCUGCCCGCCGUUCUAAGGAGGCGCACCUCCGCGAGCGCGAGGCUGCGCUUCUCGCUCGCGAGAAGGAAGCCCUCGACAAGAUUGCGGCGGCUCGCGCGGCGUCGGCCGAGGAGCUGGACGAGCGCAGGCUCGGUAUGGAGCGGACACUCAUGGCGCAGUUUGAGCAGCAGGAGGCUGAGCUUGCCGCUCGCGAACGCGAGCGCGAAGCUGAGAAGCUGGCGUACAAGGAGGAUCUUGAGGCUCGCUACGAGAGCAGGCUUGCUGAGCUGCAGGAGCACCAGAGGACGCUGGAUGCCGACGCCGCUGAGUACAAGAACAAGCUCCGUGGUCAGUUUGAGGCUCUGCAGGCGGAGUCGACAGCACGUCUGUCGGCCAAGCGCGAGGAGCUGGAGGCGUACGAGUCGGACCUCUUUGCGCGUUUCACUUCGAUGCUUGAGGAGUACAAGGCUGCUGCUGACGCCACUGUGGCGGAGCGGGCCCAGGAGUCACGGGCGACCUUUGAGUCGUUUGCUUCGCAGGAGGCGUACCAGAACCAGAUGGAGGCAUUCCUCAAGUCGAUCCACGACCAGCUCGCCGAGCUGGAGUCGCAGAACGCAGAGCUCUCUGCACAGCUUUCUUCGGCUCGCUCGACCGAGCUCCAGCUCAAGGCUGAGCACCAGAAGGCGACUGCAGCGCUGCUGGCGUCGUCCGAGGCCAAGCUGUCGGACGUCCGCAACUCGAUGAACGAGGCACUCGCCGAGAAGGACCGCGCGCUAGUCGAGCUCCGUGAGAAGAUUGCCGCCAUGGACCGCGAGUACAAGCUUUGGCUUGAUCGUGCCCAGGUCGAAAUCGAGGCCGACGUCCGUUCCAAGUACGAGCUCAUCAACAAGGAGCUCGAAAUGCGCAUGCUGGAGGAUGUAGAGGCUGCGCGCCGCUCGCAGGAGUCGUUCCUGCGCGAGCGCGAGCAGACGCUCUCGACUCGCGAGUCGGACCUCAUGAACCGGCUCCAGCGCCAGCGUGAGGCGCUCGAGGCCGAGUAUGCCCAGCGGAAGGAGGCGCUCGAGGCGCAGCUGCUGGCCAAGCAGGAGGCGCUGCAGGACGAGGCGCUCCGUCGCUCUCGCGCGCUCGACGAGGAAAAGUUCCAGUUCAAGUCGCAGCUCGAGGAGAAGUUUGCAGCGCGGACGGCGGCGCUUGCUGAGCGCGAGAAGGCACUUGUUCGGGCCAAGGCUGACUUUGAAGCCUCGCUCCGGUCCAAGUACGAGGCCAAGGUGCAGGCGCUUGCGGAUCGCGAGCUUGCGCUUGAGCAGGAAAAGUCGGCGUACGAGAUGGAGCUACGCGAGAUCGCAAAAGUCGAGCAGGAUCUGUUCGCCAAGUUCCAGGCCAUGGUCGAGUCGCACAAGACCGAGCUUGAUGAGGAGGCUGCGGCGCGAGCAACCGCCUCUCGUUCCGAGUUUGAGGCCCAGGAGCGUGCGUCGCUGGAGAAGAAGCGUGCCUUUAACCGCCAACAGGAGGCGUACGUGGCUGAAAUCCAGAGCUUUGUCUCCAAGCUUAACGACCAGCUUGCGGCCAUGGAGGACCAGCACCAGAUGCUGACUACCGAAAUUGCUCGGCUCAAUGCGUACCAGCUUCAGCGCGAUGCCGAAUGGCAGUCGAAGAUGGCCGAUGCCAAUGCCGCCGCCGCCAGUGAGCUCUCGGCUACCCGCAACGAGCUGCACGCGGCAAUUGCCGAGCGCGAGUCGCGGAUUGUCCAGCUGCAGCAGGACGCUGCCGCUCGUGACGCCGAGUCUGCUGCCUGGCGCGAGGCCAAGGCUGCCGAGAUCCGGGCUUCGCUCGUCUCAUCGCUCGAGUCGCGGGCCAAGGACACUGAGCGUGCGAUGCUUGCCUCUGUGCAAAAGUCGACCCAGCUCCAAGAGGCUGCGCUGGCCUCGCGCGAAGCUGCUCUAGCGCGCCGUGAGGCCGAGCUGCUGGAGAACCUCACCGAGUCCCGCAAUAAGGUUGCGGCUGAAGUGGCGAAUGCCAAGGCCGACAUGGAGUCUGCGCUUCGUGCCUCGUUUGAGGCCAAGCACACAGCGCUCCUCGAGUCGGUUCGUCUCCGUGAGCAGCAGUCGGAACGCCUCCGAGCCGAGCUCGAGGCCAAGUAUGAUGCCAAGCUAGCGGCGCUUGCCGCCCGCGAGCGCGAGACGGCGGAUGCCAAGCGCGAGCUCGAGGCUUCACUUCGGUCCAAGUUUGAUGCUCUGGCUGCUGAUGAGGCCGCCAAGGCGCGCGAGGCUCUCGCCCGCGCCGAGUCGUACGAGCGCGAGCUCUUUGACAAGUACCAGGGUCAGCUUGCCGACCUUCAGGCUCAGGCUGCGGCGCUUGACAAGGACAAGGCCGACUACGAGGCCAAGCUCCGCCAGACCGCUGACGAGCGGGCGCGCGCACUGCAGGCUGAGACGGAUAAGCUACGGGGCCAGCUGCGUGCCAAGAUGGACGCUGUCGAUGCUGAAGUUGCGAACCAGGUCGCUCAACGUAAGUCAGCCCUCGAGGCUGAGUACAACGCCCGGCGUGACGCACUCUCGUCGUCGCUCUCAGAUCAGGCCCGUGCCGAACUUGCCAAGCGUGACUCUGCCCGUGCUGAGCAGCUCGAGUAUGAGCGGUCAAUGCAGGGUGUACUCAACGAUCUGACAUCCAAGCUCGAUGCCAUGGAGCAGGCACACCGGUCGUCGCUGGCCGAGAUGGCGUUGCUCAAGGCACAGCUGCUGGAGGAGCAGACGUCUUCGGUGGCGGCGGUGGCGCGUGCCGAGACCAAGGCUGCCAACACGCUCGCGGCCCGCGAGGCCGAGCUUGCGCGCGAGCUUGCCAACAAGAAUGCAAGCAUUGUAGCACUCAAGAACGAGCUCUCAGCAGCAGCAAAUCAGACAUCGCGUAUCCGCGACUCGGUGGCUGCCGAGCUGGAGAUCUCGAUUCGCGACAAGUACGAGAAGAUGCACAACGAGCUUCUUCGCGAGCACGAGGCGCAGCUUGCUGCCGUCCAGGCUCAGCAUGAUGACUACUUUAACGCGCGCAUGGCUGAGCUGCUCGCCCGCGAGAAGGACCUUGUCACUGCCAUGCACUCGAAGCGCGAGGCUCUUCUCGUUGAGGUUGCUCAGCUCCGCAAGCACAUCGAAGACGAGAUGCUAGCCGCCGCUGCCGAUCAGGCGGCAGCGGCAGAGGCACGCGAGCGCGAGCGCGAUGCACAGAAGCUUUCCCACAAGCAGUUCCUCGAUGCGCAGUACGAGAAGGCGCUCGCAGCGCUGCAGGAUCGCGAGGCGCAGCUCCUCGCCGACCGCCUCGAACACGAGGAGGCCUACCGUCGCCGUGCCGACGCACUUGCUCACGAGUUCCAGGCACGCGAGCUCAAGAUUGAGAAGGAAAAGUCGAUGUUCGAAGAUGCACUCGUUGCCAAGUAUGACGAGCAGUUUGCCGAGCUCAAGGCCCGCGAGGCGCAGCUUGUCCGCGAGAAGGAUGCGUACGAGGCCUCGGUCCGUGCCCGCUACGAGUCGGCCCUCGCCGACUCGCAGGCUUCGCUGGCGGCUGCUCAGGACGAGCUGGUGGCGUACGAGCGCAAGCUUCACGCCGACUUUGCCGACUCACUGGCAGAGGCGCAGGCCAAGGCGGCAGAUGCGGCGCGGACCCAGGUUGAGGAGCUCAAGGCUCAGCUCGCCGAGCUUGCCGACCGCGAGCUUGCGCUCAUGUCACACAAGUCGGAGCUUGAGCGCGCGUCGCUGGCCAAGUACGAGAAGCUUCAGAGCGAGCUUCUUGCCCGCGACCGUGACCGGGAGCUCGAGAUGAACGAGUACAAGCUCCAGCUUGAUGCCGAGCACGAAGCGCGUCUGGCAGCCGUCUCUGAGGCACAGGUUGAGCUCGCAUCGUCCAAGGCGGCGUAUGAGCGUGAGCUGCGGAUCAAGUACGAGUCAAAGAACUCUGAGCUCAAGCUCGCCGAGGUCGAGGCUCAGUCGCGGAUCGAAAAGCUUGAAGGUGAACUGCGAGAGCAGUACCUGACCAAGAUGGAGGAGCUCAAGCUGAAGGAAGCUGCUUUUGACGCCAAGGCUCGGGCGUACGAGGAUGAGCUCCGUGCUGCGUCUGAUGCCAAGCUUGAGUCGCUGCGUGUGAAGGAGCACGAGCUUGAGGCGUCACGUGCGACGAUGGAGGCCGAGCUGCGUGCCCUCCACGAUGCCAAGCUCGAGGAGCUCCGCAAGUACGAGGUGCAGCUCGAGUCCGACAAGUUUGCCUACGAAAAAUCUCUUCGUGACAAGUACAAUGCCGAGCUUGAUGAGUUCAAGGUCCGCGAGUCUCAGCUCGAGGCGGAUGCGCAGCGUGCGCAGCUUCGCAAGGAUCGCGAGAAGCUGGUGCACGAUCGGGCAGCGCUCGAGGCUGAGUUCCGUGCACGUGAGGAGGAGCUUGACAACACGGCGUCGGAGCGCGAGAUGGCGUUUGCCGCGGCCAAGGCGGCGCACGAGCGCGAGACCCGCGAAAAGGCGCUCAAGACCCGCGAGGCUGACAUGGCCGAAGUCGCUCGUCUCAAGCGUGAGCUCGAGGCACGCGAGCUCGACUUUGCCGACGAGAUGGAUCAGUUGAUGGCCAAGCACAACCGUGAGAUCGAGGACAAGCUCCGUGCGCGGCUGCGCGACCAUGCAGCAACGCUGGAAGCGCAGACUCGCGAGAAGGUGCGCAUCCACGACACGCUCCGGUCGGAGCAUGCCGAGUACGAGGCCAAGGUGCAGACGACACUCUCGGAGCUUGUCUCCCAGCUCGAGUCGAUGGAGGCCGAGCACAAGGUGCUCCGUGAGGAGAUUGCGCUUCUGCGCUCGGCGGGCAUUGCGCUCAAGGCCGAGCAUCAGGCCGACCGCGAGAACCUGCUCACCGAGGCUGAGGAGAAGCUCUCAGCGACGCGAAACGAGCUCAACGGCGAGAUCGCCAAGCGGGAUCGAACCAUCAUGGAGCUGCGCGAGCAGAAUGCCACGUGGGAGCGCGAGUACCAGCUCUGGCUCGAGCGGGCACAAACCGAGAUCGAGAAUGACCUUCGGUCGCAGUUUGAGGCCAAGGAGAAGGAGUUCCAGACCUCGCUGCUGGCGUCUGUGGAGGAGAACCAGAACAACCAGCGCUCGUUCCUCAAGUCGCUUGAGGCCGAGCUUCACUCGCGUGAGAUGGAGCUGCUGUCGCGGCUGGAGGCACGUCGCGAGGCCGACGAGAUGGAGCUCAUCAACGCUCGUUCCGAGUUUGAGCGCGAGAUGAUCGAGAAGCACCAGGCUCUCCAGGAGCAACUUAUCGAGACUGAGCGUGCGCGCGAUGUUGAGAAGCAGGAGUUCAAGCUCAUGCUUGUCCGCAAGUACGAAGAGAAGCUUGCCGACCUUAAGGACCGUGAGCUUGCGCUCGAGUCGGCCAAGUCUGCAUACGAGACCUCACUCCGUGACCAGUUUGAGGAGCUCCAGGCUGCGGCCGAGGCCAAGCUCCGCGAGCGCAAGGCCGAGCUGGACGCGUACGAGCACGAGCUCUUUGACAAGUAUCAGUCGAUGGUUGCCGGCCAUCGUGCUGACAUGGAGGCCGAGCAGGCCGACCGCGAUGCCAAGCUCCGCGAGGCGAUGCGCUCACUCGACGACCAGCAGGAGGCGAUGCAGGCCAACCUGGCGACGCUCGAGCGGCAACUGCAGGACAAGUACGAUGCACUCAAGCUCGAGCUCAUCCAGCGGUCUGAGGCAAACGAUGCCAAAAACGCCGAGUACCGUGCCGAGCUCGAGGCUCACUACGAGCGCGAGCUUGCCGAGCUCAAGGACCGCGAGGCUGUCUUUGAGUCAGACAAGAAGGAGUACGAGGGUGCUCUCCGCGCAUCGUACGAUGCCAAGUGUGCCGAGCUUCGCGAGAAGGAGAUUGUCCUUCACGAGGAGAAGACGGCGACCGAGGCCAAGCUCCGGGCCGAGUUUGCCGACAAGCUGGCGGCGCUCGAGGCGCGCGAGCACGACCUUGAGGUCUCGCUCAUCAAGCAGGAGGCAACCCUUCGCGAGCGGCUGGAGGCCCGUGCGGCUGAGCUGGAGGCCCGUGCGCUGGAGCUGGAGGGCGAGAAGAAGGCGUUUGAGGCCGAUCUUGUCCAAAAGUACCAGAACAAGCAGCAGGCGCUGGCAGAAGCCGAGCUGGCGCUCGAGCGCGACCGCGCCAAGUACGAGGCGCAGUACCGCGACAAGUACGAUGCCAAAAUGGAGGAGGCCAAGUCGUUGGAGGCUAACCUCGAGGCGCAGAAGCUCGAGUACGAGCGCCAGAUCCGUGCACAGUACGAGAAGGCGCUCGAACUGGACAACUCGCUGCUGCGGGAGCGCAAGGCUGAGCUGGAGGCAUACGAGCGCGACCUGUUUGUGCGGGUGCAGGCCAUGAUCGAGGAGUCCAAGGCGACGGCGGAUGCCGCGGCUCGUGACGCGGCCAACGCGACCCGCGACGCCAUGGAGGCAGUGGCAACAGCCGAACUUGCCAAACGUGAGGCGCUGGAGGCUGACCAGGCCGAGGCUCGCGAGGAUGUGGCUCGAGCAAUGAUGUCGAUGAAGGAGCAGCUGGUGACGCUGACCGAGGUUGAGGCGGCGCUCUCCGAUGAGAUUGACAGGCUCAAGGCACUGGCCCUCGAGGCUGAGCUUGUCCACCAGAAGAACCUGGAGGAGAUGAAGGCCGAUCACCACCAGAAAAUGUCUGAACUUAAGAUCCAGCUCUCGACCGAGAUUGCGGAGCGCGACCGGCAGAUAUUUGAAUUCCGCGACCAGAUCGCGUCGUGGGAACGCGAGUACCAGAUCUUUGUCGAGCGUGCGCAGCGCGAGAUCGAGGCCGAGGUCCGAGCCAAGUACGACGAGUCGAACAAGGAGUUUGAGGCAAACCUCAAGGCCGAGGUUGAGGCCACGCGUGCGCUGUACGAGGAGUCGCUGCGCGAGCGUGAAGACGAGCUCAACAAGCAGCAGAUUGAGCUUGCGACGACGUUGCACAACAACAAGGAGCGGCUGGAAGGCGAGCUGCGCGAGCGCAAGGCGGCGCUCGAGGCGGACAUGCUCAAGCUUCGUCGUGAGCUUAACGAUCAGUUUGAGGCCAAGUCUGCCGAGCUCGACGCGGUCAAGUCCAAGUUUAAGGCCGAUCUGGAGGCGCGGUUCUCGCUCAAGCUCGAGGAGCUGCACAAGCGCGAGCAGGAGAUGCGGACCGAGAAGGCCAAGUUUGAAGAUGGCGUCCGCGCUCGUGCUGAAGCGCAGCGCGAAGAAGACGAACUCGAGCUGGUGGCCCGGCGUGCCGAGCUGGACAAGUACAAGGAGAAGCUCGAGGCCGACUACGAGACCAUGGUCCGCGAGUUCCGCGAGCAGGUCAAGUCCGAAAUGGCGCAGCGGUCCGAGACUGACCGCAAGUUCCUCGACCAGAUCAAGGAGCAGCAGAUGGAGCUCUUGGCGCAAAAGGAGUCGAUGGAGCGCGAAGUCAUGGAGCGCCAUCAGGAUAUGCAGGCCGAGCUGCUGCGGCAGCACGAGGCGCGCGAGGCGCAGCUUGCCGAGCUGCGGGCAGCCAUCGACGAGGCCCAUGCAGCCAAGCUCGCCGAGGUUGCGCAGCGCGAGGCCGCCAUUGAGCAGCGGGUCAACGAGAAGGAGCUUGCUCUCAUUCAGAGCUACAAGCUCAAGGAGGAGCAGCUGCGCGAUGCCAAGACGCGGAUGGACGAGGCCAAGGCUGCCACCGAGGCGCAGCUGCGUGCCCAGCACGAGGAGCGGCUUGCCGAGCUCAAUGCUCGGGCGAACGCCAUCGAGGCGGAGAAGGCCGAGUUUGAGGCCAACCUUCGUGCUCAGUACCAGCGGCUGAAGGAUGCUGACGCCGCUGCACUCGAGUCGCAGAAGGCUGAGCUUGCGACGUACGAGACUGCGCUCAACGAAAAGUUUGAGGCUCUCGCAGCUGAGCACGCUGCUAACCUCGAGGCUGAGGCCGAGGCGCGCAAGGCAGCCAUGGACGCGUCGAUUGCGAUGUACGAGACCAAGGCAAGCGAGCUCAAGGCUCAGGAGGAUGAGUUCCGGAUUCGGCUUCUGACCGAGACCGAGGAGCUGCGCCAGUCGCUUGUGGAACGCGACGACGAGCGCGAGGCCGAAAAGGUGGCGUUCAAGGCCAAGAUUCUGGCGGACUUUGAGGAGAAGUCUGCCAAGCUUGCGGCCAAGGAGCACUCGCUGUAUGAGGAGCAGGCGAAGCUCGAGUCGGAGCUGCGGAGCUCGUACGAGGCCAAGGAGGUCGAGCUCAAGGCGCUCAAGGAGGAGUUUGAGCGCGAGAAGAUCGCCUUUGACCGUGAGCUCACCGAGCGGCACGAUGCCAAGAUGCGCGAGCUGCGCGAGCGCGAGCGUGAGAACGAGGCGUCCAAGAAGGCGUUUAUGGAGGAGAUGCGCGCCAUGACCAAGGCCAAGCUUGCGGAGCUGGAGGCCGAGGCUGCAGCGCUCGACGCGUCGUACAAGGAGCGGGCCGAGGAGCUUGAAGUCAAGGCCGAAGAGGAUGCGGCUGCUCUCCGCAACCGCGAGGCCGAGCUCGAUGCUGACAAGCUCGAGUACGAGAACUCGCUGCGGACCAAGUACGAGAAGCUCAUUGCCGACCAGGACGCAGCCAACGUGCAGCGGACGGCGGCGCUCGAGGCCAAGGAGAAGGAGAUGUACGAGAACUACCAGAGCAUGGUGGCCAAGCACCGCGAGUCUGUUGAGGCCGCGGCUGCCAAGCGCUCGGCAGAGGUCCAGGCUGCCCUGGAGGCGCAGGCCGAGGAGGAGCUGCUCAAGAAGGAGGCGCUCCUGAAGCAGCAGGCCGAGUACGAGGAGGAGAUUCGUGCCACGCUCCAGAAGCUCCGCGACGAGCUGGAAGAGAUGGAGGCAACCAACAAGUCGCUGGUCACUCAAAUUGCGUCAGUGAAGGCUGCGGCACUCGAGGCCGAUGCCGAGCACCAAGGCGCUCUCUCGUCGCUCAACGUGGCGCAUGCCAAGGAGCUCUCGGAUGCUCUGGCGGCAGCAUCGGCCGAGGCUUCGGCGACAAAGAACGAGCUCAAUGCGAUUAUUGUGGCCCGCGACCGCGCCAUGGAGGCGUACAAGGACGAGGUUGCGACUAUGGAGCGCGAGCGGACGCUGGCCAUGGAGCGGGAGAAGGCCGAGCUGGAGGCCGAGCUCAAGGCAGCGUAUGCGGCGGAGCAGGCGGCGUUUGAGGCCAAGAUCCUUGAGCAGGUGGAGGAGUCGCACCGGACGGCGCGGGUUGCCGACCUCAAGGAUCGCGUCGCGUUUGAGGACAAGCUGCGGUCAUACUACGAAGACCUCCUUGCGACGUCGGAGAACGAGGUGCGGACCAAGUUCAAUGCCAUGCUCAAGGAGCACAAGGAGGAGUCACGUGCUCAGCGCGAGGCCGCCGACGAGUCGCAUCGGACCGAGCUUGCUGCGCUGCUCGCAGACAAGGUGAAGCGCGAGCAGGAGAUGGCUGAGGAGCGGGCGGCAUUUGAGGUUGCGCUUGCCGCCAAGUACGACGAGCUCUCGUCCAACUACGUGGCUACUAUUGAGAAGCUCACGUCUGACAAGGAAGAGCUCGCGCUCGCGCACCAGAACGCUCUAGAGGAGGCGCGGGAGGCGCGUGCGGCCGCAGAAGCUGCGCUUGCCGCCAAGUUUGAGGAGCGGCUGGCCAAGGCUGAAAAGGCGUCAGCAGCUUUGGUGGCCAAGCUGGAGGGCGAGCUGGAGGCAGCGGCGUGGGCGGCUGACGACCUCAAGGCGACGUGGCAGGCGAAGCUGGCCGACGCGGUGGCGGCCAAGGAUGCCGAGCUCAAGGCUGCAGCGGUGGCGGCCGAGGAGGCUGAGGCCGCGGCCGAGGUUCGGCUCGCCGAGACCAAGGCGGCAUACGAGGAGGCUGCUGCUGGGCUGCGGCGCAAUAUGGCCGCGGCCAAGGAUGCAUCCGAUGCAGCGAUGGAGGAGCUUCGGGCUGAGCAUGCGGCGGCGGUGCUCGAGCUCAAGUCGGCUAUGUCUGCGGCGCGAAUUGCAGCUGAGCAGGCGGUCGAGGCGCAGCGCGCCGAGUACGAAGCCAAGAUUGAGACGCUCAACGAGAACAUUCUGGACCUCAAGCGCGAGCAUCGUGAGGCGAUGUCUGCGGCGGCGUCCGAGGCGGGAGCCAAGCUUCUCGCGUCGCGGCACGAGCAUGAGGCUGCGCUCGCGGCGCUGCAGAGCGAGUACGAGGACAGGAUUGCUGCGGUCAAGACCAAGGCUGCUGAAGAGCUUGCCGAGCUGACGGCGGCGUCCGAAUCGACGCUGAGCGAGACAACGGCGGCGCUGCAGGAGCAGCUCAAGGCGCUGCGGACCGAGCUGGCGUCAACGGUCGCAUCUCAAGCGAAGCGCGAGGAAGCGCUGGAGCAGAAGUACCUCGUGCUCCUGGAGGAGCAGCGGACGUCCGCGGCUGCGGCCAAGGACGAGCUGGAGGGCUCGCUCCGGGCAAUGAUCAACGAGCGCGACGAGAAGCUGCGGUCUCUGGAAGCGUCCGAGGAGGAGGCGCGGCUCUCGUUCGAGAAGGCGCUCUACUCCAAGUACGAGGCGCUCAUUGACGAGCACCAAGAGACUGUGGCCAAGGUUCAAGAGGAGGCGCAGGAGAUGCAUGCCGAGAUCAUGGAAAAGGCUGCGGGGCGCGAGCAGGAGCUCUUUACCGCCAAGCAGGAGGCACGAGCGGCGGCCGAGGCAUCGGUCAAGGCGUUCUACGAGCAGAAGCUGGAAGCGUACUCGGCCAUCCUCAAGGACGACUACGAACUUCGCGAGUCGCAGCUUGAAAAGCGGCUCUCGCUUCACUACGAAGCUCUGCUCGCAGCCAAGGACAAGGAGCUCGAGGCGCUGUCGACGGAGGCCUCGACAACCGACGCCAAGCACGCGGCCGAGUGGUCAUCAGCGAUGGAGGACCUCAAGGCGCGCAACGCCGAGGUUGCGGCGGCGUUUGAAGAGCGUCUCAAGGCCAAGUACGAUGCCAUGCUGGUGCAGUACGAGUCUUUGUACAAGGACCAGCUCGCGCACUUUGAGGCUGCAGUGGCGGCGUCGACAACCGACCAGGAGUCGGACAAGCGCGAGUGGCAGACACGCCUCCGCAAGGCCAAGAUCUCGUUUGCCAAGUGGAAGUUUGACUACCAGACGCACAUGCAGGCCAAGUACGAGCGGGUCAUCUCGGAGCUGCACGCGCGAUACCUCGGUGAGGUUGAGGCGCGUGCCCGCGACAAGGCGUCGUUCAAGGAGAUGGAGGCGCUGGAGAACCUCAAGGUCCGUGAAGCCGAAGUGGCGCGCAUGACCAUGCACUCUGCAGCGGCGAGCCAGCGCACGGCAGCGGCGGCGAGCCAGGCCAAGAUCCUCAAGUCAGCGGUCUCGAAGCAGCAGAAGCUCUCGAUGCUCAAGUCGUCGAUCGAGAAGAUGUGGGAGGCUCUUGAGGCUGAUCAGGCUGAGAUCUCGGCGUUCCUCAACCGGGUUCAUGCUGCAGCCAACGACUCAGACAAGCUGCUUGCCCUCUACGAGCGCGAGUCGGCCCGUCUCACGGACCGACUUCCGCUGAUGCAGCACGUGACACGGCGCGAGUUCAUCAAGUACCGUCUCGAGUGCAUCCACAAGUAUGUGCAGUCGUCGUCGCGGACCGGCGGCUCGGACGCGUCGCGGCUCGAGCGCGAAGCUGCGGAGCGCGAGAAGCUGUGGAAGGAGCUGCUCAAGCUCAACGCUCACCUCAACACUGUUCUUGUUGACUAUGAGCGCAAGCACGGCGAGCGCUUUACCUACCGCGGUAACGUCGUUCUCGACAUGAUCGCCACCGACACCCCGAUCCUUCGCGGGUAUGUUGAGGCCGAUUCGGCCCGCGGCGGCGGCAUGGGCGGACAUGCGCGGUCAACCAUCCGCGCGUAAACAAUGAAGUUGCUAACUCAGAUGACGAUAGGAGCAAGAGAAUUACAUUGAUUCAAUGGCGCAA